AUGCGUCUCAUACUAUUACAAUUACUUCUUCUCAUCUGGAUUCACAAUCAUAUCUUUUGUUUUGGUUUACAAAGACUUACUUCAACAAUAGCAACAACAACAACACUGAAAUCAAAAUCAACAAAAACGGACGGAAUUGAUUUGCAAGAUGGUCAUCCAAAUCAUCGAUUGUGGCAAAAAAUGAUUGAUACAGAACGUGCAUCGUCUAGUGAUUGUACAAACUUACAACGUAGUGAUGCAUCUAUAAAAACCGUUGAAGAAUUUCUGGAUACUCUUAUCAAUUCAAGCCGUUAUGAUAGACGUAUUCGGCCAUUUUUUGAUCAACGCAAAGCGUGCAAUGUGACAAUGACGAUUCAUAUUAAUACGAUUUCAGCUAUCAAUGAAGUUAAUAUGGUACGACAUACUCAUUAA
Adineta steineri is the source of this 411-nucleotide messenger RNA. The record is from the annotation of a GenBank genome assembly. Lineage: Eukaryota; Metazoa; Rotifera; Eurotatoria; Adinetida; Adinetidae.